AUGUACUACCAACUCCAACACUAUAAGACCAUGGCGUCAAACCUCACGAAGAAAUUUCUGAAGGAAGAACGGGAAAACCGUGAGAAACAACUCGAACUCCUCUCCAUGAAGACCAGAUAUCACAAGAAUCUGGAGAGAGUCGUUCGGAACCUGCGAACUGAAAAGCGAAUGAGCGAGCAGUUGAAGAAGAGACUCGACGAUGCGAACAAAUUGAUCAAGUCUCUGAGCGAGCAGAAGGGUCUGACUGGUAUUGUGAAACAAGAGAUACCUGAGCCAGACACGCCGAGAGUUCUUAGGGAUAUCAAAGAGGAGAUCGAGGAGCAAGAAGAUGAGGAUCAGGAUUCCGAGCUGGAAAAACAAUCCUUUCCAAUCAAGAAGAGCCCAGAAACAGUUGCAAUUCACUGGUUGAAGAAAGAAAACAAACGAUUGGCGCAGGAAUUGAGACUUCAGGAGUCGAGAUCAAAACCAGAGCCAAAGAAGAAGUCCGGGGAAUUCAAACCAAAAAAAUUCAGAUCAAAGAAGAAAAAAGAUCAAAAAAGAAGAAAUGGAAGGAAGGAUUGGAAGAUUGGCACCGACGGGUUUUCUGGUUGA
Caenorhabditis remanei is the source of this 591-nucleotide messenger RNA. RefSeq lists its product as uncharacterized. The transcript is spliced from 2 exons. The record is from RefSeq and is a predicted model, not a curated record. NCBI's taxonomy places the organism in Eukaryota, Metazoa, Nematoda, Chromadorea, Rhabditida, Rhabditidae. The coding region runs from base 1 to 591 and encodes 196 amino acids.